Messenger RNA from Diospyros lotus (date-plum), 2525 nucleotides. RefSeq names its product protein NTM1-like 9. Gene Ontology annotation, biological process: regulation of DNA-templated transcription. The transcript is spliced from 6 exons. Gene Ontology annotation, molecular function: DNA binding. The record is from RefSeq and is a predicted model, not a curated record. Bases 261 to 2096 code for a protein of 611 amino acids. Lineage: Eukaryota; Viridiplantae; Streptophyta; Magnoliopsida; Ericales; Ebenaceae.
CACCUGCACCUGCACCGCUUUCUCUACUUCUUCCUCUUCUCCUUCUUUCGUCGUAGCUCUCGCUCGCUUUCGAAGAAGGUUCCAUCUUCAAACCUAGAGAAAAUCCCCCACUGAAUUUCUUCUGAAUCUCUCUCUCUCUCUCUCUCUCUCUCUCUCUCUCUCUCUAUUGUAAUGCUACUUCUCUAGGCCCUCUUUCAAACCCCACACAAUCUCUUUUUCUUUUUGUUUCUCUGUGUGUGUGUGUGUGCGAGAAUUCUGAGAUGGAAGCGUUGCCCUUGGAAUCUCUGCCGAUAGGCUUCCGAUUCCGACCCACCGACGAGGAACUAGUGAAUCACUAUCUCCGCUCCAAGAUCAACGGCGAUAAUGGCGCCGUCAGCGUCAUUCGCGAGGUCGACGUCUGUAAAUACGAGCCUUCGGACUUGCCCGACAAGUCUCGGAUAAAGACGACCGACGACGAGUGGUUCUUCUUUUGCCCCAAAGAUCGGAAGUAUCAGAACGGUCAGCGAUUGAACCGGGCGACGGUGUCCGGCUACUGGAAAGCGACGGGGAAAGACCGGAUGGUCAAGUCUUUGAAGGGGAGGGCUGUGAUUGGGAUGAAGAAGACUUUGGUGUUCUAUACUGGACGUGCCCCGAAUGGGCAGAGGACCAAUUGGGUCAUUCACGAGUACCGCGCCACCUGUAAGGAGCUCGACGGCACGAAGCCGGGACAGGGUUCAUAUGUCCUCUGUAAACUAAUCAAGAAACAUGAUGAAAAGCUAGAUGGGAAAUCUAAAAAGGCAGUUGAAGAAAAGGUUGAUUCUCCUCCCACGGUUGAAUCAAAUACCGAGGAUGUGAAAUCGGAGCCAGUAACUCCUAUUCCGAGUGCCCAAGGAGAAAAGCUACCUUCUAGCAUUGACAGGGACCUCGUUGAACAUUUUGAUAGAAGACCUCAGGAUGCUCAACCUGAGUGGCCCAGCAGCAGCUCUGUUUCUGAUGAUUUAGCUUAUGAAACAGGAGAUAAAAAAAUCAUGCAGCCGGAUCCUGAGAUAGAAGAACUGCUGAAAAUGUUUAAAGUAACAUAUGGCGAUGACAAAAUCUUCUCCCCGUUACACACACACAUGCUGAUGGACCUUGAAGCUUCAUGUGGCUUACGUUAUCCUGACCCUAAUAAUGACACCGGACAUUGUCACGAGGGUCAGUAUGGCUCAAAUGAGGAGGAGAUGGACAAGUUCUUGGACUCGGUCUUAAUUUCAGAUGAGCAAUCCUAUGAAAAUUGUGACAAUUACACGAAUGGGGCCAUUGAAUUCAACACUCCUCAUAUUAAUCUUUUACAGAGGGUCUAUGUUAAUGAAACUGGAUCAUGCAGUGAGUCAGAGGCAGAGGUUGCUCAAGCCGAGUUUCCAGGUGAUUUUGAAGGUUAUGGACAAAUUCAGCAGAAUAUUGAGAGGGAGCCUCCUGUAUAUAUGACAAUGUCUGCAGGCACUCAUCAAUCUUCCUGUAUUAGCUAUGGGACUGACCAGAGAGUGCUGCAAAGCGAGUAUCUUGGACAGAAUUUUCUCACUGCUUCUUCAGCUAGUGCCCAAUUGUAUGCAAAUAGUCCUCAAGAAUCAACCAAUAAUAAUAGCAUUUCUGUUGAAAGUGAUGUUCUUGAAACUGGAAUCAGAAUAAGGACUCGACAACCUCCUAAUCGACCUAUUGCUCAAAUUUCUGAGCCACAGGGGAGUGCACCUAGGAGACUGCGGUUGCAGAAGAAGCUUCAAGUUGGUUCACUUUACUGCACCAGUUUUGAAGGAUUCAGCUCCAAUGAAAAAAAUGAUGAAGCAAAACUAACAGUGGCUAAGGCUGGAGAAGACCAAGAAGAGCUUGUUGCUACCGUUGCCACUGCUUCCAUCGUCGCCCAGGGCAUGUCCCUUUCCAAGUCCGCUAUUGAUGCAGAAGAAGUUGCUGGAGAGUCGAGUAUGAACAUGAAAUCAGGAAGCUGUUUUCCACCAGGCAGUGACAAGGGGGUUUCUUCUGCCGCACGCAAGAUCUCCUCAUCUGUGUAUUUGCUCAGUGUACUUGUGAUUCUAGGAUUGGCCGUUGCCCUUGUGGGCAUAUGUUAUACCUUUGAGUUUUGACAUCCAUGUUACAGUCGGCGAUUAGCCUUAGGUUGGACGAGGCCGAUUCAUGUUGUUUAUGCCCGUCUAUGACUAUGAACACCCUCUCUUCCUAGCUAGGCAGGUUUGUUGUGUCUGUAUAUAUGCGUCCUGUUAAGUUUUGUAUGCCACAGUUGGUGGACUUGUACCGAGAACUUUGUUUUGUUCUCUACAACUUAAGGGUAGGGGUUGCAAUUGAACCGAGCCAAGCUGAGUUUAUUAGGCUCGGCUCGAGAGUCAAUUUCUAAACUUGAGCUACAGUCGGCGAUUAGCCUUAGGUUAGACAGGCUGAUUCAUUUUGUUUAUGUCCGUCUAUGACUAUGAACACCUCUCUUCCUAGCUAGGCAGGUUUGUUAUGUCUGUAUAUAUUUGUCGAGUUUUGUAUGCGACAGUUGGUGGAUUUGUACAUUA